Molecule: messenger RNA, 1407 nt
Organism: Solanum tuberosum (potato)
Lineage: Eukaryota; Viridiplantae; Streptophyta; Magnoliopsida; Solanales; Solanaceae
Product: ATP-dependent 6-phosphofructokinase 3-like
Exons: 1
Coding region: 1-1407 (468 amino acids)
Biological process (GO): glycolytic process; fructose 6-phosphate metabolic process
Molecular function (GO): 6-phosphofructokinase activity; ATP binding
Source: RefSeq, a predicted model, not a curated record
AUGGGAUCAUUGGUUGAUAGUGUUGCAGUGCAUAACUUGAACAAGAAGAUUGUGAUGGGUGACAAUGGUUAUGUUCUGGAAGACGUUCCUCAUUUGUCUGAUUAUAUUCCUAGUCUUCCUACGUAUCCUAAUCCAUUGAAGAACAAUCCUUCCUAUUCAGUCGUUAAUCAGUAUUUUGUCGAUAAAGAUGAUACAGUUGCUCAAAACAUUGUUGUCCGCAAGAAUAGUCCAAGAGGGAUACAUUUUCGUCGAGCUGGUCCUUCCCAAAACGUUUAUUUUAAGUCCGACGAUGUUAAUGCAUGUAUUGUAACAUGUGGAGGUUUAUGUCCUGGUCUUAACACAGUUAUCAGGGAAAUAGUAUGUGGCCUAUACUCUAUGUAUGGUGUAAGAAGAGUGAUGGGGAUAGAUGGAGGAUAUCAAGGUUUCUAUUCCAAAAACACGAUUCCUUUGACACCUAAGGUUGUGAAUGAUAUCCAUAAACGUGGUGGAACGAUUCUUGGGUCAUCUCGAGGAGGUCAUGUUACGAAGAAAAUAGUUGAUAGCAUUCAGGACCGGGGUAUCAAUCAGGUUUAUAUAAUUGGAGGAGAUGGAACACAGAAAGGAGCAUCGGUGUUAUUUGAGGAAAUUACAAGGCGUGGUCUGAAUGUUGCAGUUGUUGGAAUCCCCAAGACAAUCGAUAAUGAUAUACCAAUUAUUGACAAGUCUUUUGGUUUUGAUUCCGCGGUUGAGGAAGCUCAACGUGCUAUUAAUGCUGCUCAUGUUGAAGCUACGAGUUUUGAGAAUGGAAUUGGGGUUGUGAAGUUAAUGGGACGGGAUAGUGGGUUCAUAGCAAUGUAUGCUAGUCUUGCUAGUGGAGAUGUUGAUUGUUGUUUGAUUCCAGAAUCUGAUUACUAUCUUGAAGGACGUGGUGGAGUGUUUGAGUACAUAGAACAAAGGCUCAAAGAGAAUGGACACAUGGUUAUAGUUGUAGCUGAAGGUGCCGGACAAGAAGUUGAUGUUGGUUUAUGGAUAUCGAAAAGGAUAAAGGAGCAUUUUUUGAAAGAAAAGAAGAUGAUGAUCAAUCUUAAAUAUAUAGAUCCGACAUACAUGAUUCGGGCUAUUGCAAGUAAUGCAUCUGAUAAUGUGUAUUGCACACUUCUUGCUCAAAGUGCUGUACAUGGAGCAAUGGCUGGCUACACAGGCUUUACGGUUGGUCCUGUCAACAACACACAUGCUUACAUACCCUUUGAUAGAAUCACUGAGAAACAAAACAAGGUUGACAUUACAGACAUGAUGUGGGCACAACUUCUAUCUUCAACAAAUCAACCUAGCUUCUUGUCAACAACGAGAUCAGCCGAUAUAAUUGAAGCAAACAAGGGCGAAGAACCACCUACUCAAUUAUCAGACGAAGAAACAAAUCCUUGCUAA